CCUUGGCUCAGUGUUACGUCAGAGGUCCAACGAGUCGGCCACCCGCGCGUACCACAACAUCAGAUACGUGCGUAUCGCCCGCUGUAUAGAUACCCACAUAACCCUUGCGUAGUGUGGUGUGGCCCGUCAGAUCGCCACCGAAACUUUGACAGAAAACAACCACGGGCGCGUAUAUAGGUGCGCUUUCGGUCGGAAUCAUCGUAAUCCACUGGAACAACCGCCAUCUAUAUAACCCGUGCGCUGCCGCGAUUUCUUUUGAGGGGUUUUUCUUUCUCCCGUUUCUUGUGCGCAAGACUUUUUCCUUCGCGUACCCAGUACCCUCUUGAUGGUGAUUGACGUCCCGUCUUCGGCGUGCAUCGUCUGACUUAUUUGAUUCGCCGCUUCAGUGACUUUCGUCGGUGUGUUUUUUUUAUUCGAUUCCCCAUGAACAUUUGAGGAAACUAUAAAGCAGCAGACAAGCCAAUCGUUUCUUAUUUCGAGCCGAAUCGUUAUUUUUCUUGGCCGCUUGUUCUGCUACGCCCUGUGUCCAACUCUGUGUACAAGGACGGACCGCAAAGCUUUGAUUUCUCGCAAGCUUCCCAACGGAACAAGAGUCGCAAUAUGGUGACUGAGAGCCAUUCGCACCAUCAUUCUCAGCACAUUCAACAGCAGCAGCAACUGCAGCAGCAGCGCAGCAGCCGAUACCUCCAGCAUCAGACGUCGUCUCACCACCAAGGCGCCAACGAGGAGCGCGCCAUGGUGAUCCAACAGCACAGCAUGUCCGGCGAACCGCAACGCACCAGCCCCUCUGGAAAUUCUCAGCAGCACGUCAACAGCCUCUCGCAUCACAACGCUGCCAUGGAGGAGAGAGCCGCCGCCCUUCAGGCCGCCGCCGCCGUUGCAGCCGCCGUCUCCGGUUUCAGCUCGGCCAAUCUGUCGGUCGGCAUGGACCUCUCCGGACUGGUGCCCGUCGGCCUCAUGAACCACUUGCAGCACAACAAUGAGCAGCAGCAACAGCAGAACAACAACAACAGCAACAACAACAGCAACCAGCAAAGGAAGCAGCGCGAAUUCAUUCCGGACAACAAGAAAGACGACAGCUACUGGGACCGGCGAAGACGCAACAACGAGGCAGCUAAACGCUCCAGGGAGAAACGCCGCCUCAACGACAUGGUACUGGAGAGUCGAGUGCUGGAGUUGACCAAGGAGAAUCACAUCCUUCGCGCCCAGCUGUCGGCCGUCCGCGAGAAAUACGGAAUCAACCCGGACGGUCUGGUUUCCAUCGAUCAGGUGCUGGCCACCUUGCCGUCGCCCGACCAGGUCCUCAGCCUGCCACGUCCCCGCUCUCGCCUCCUGUCCGGCAUGAGCCCUUCGAUGGGCUCCGGCCGCGGUGGCGGCUCUGUCUCGCCGGCCCCGAGCAAUCGCAGCCUGUCGCCACCCAUGUCGCAGCAGUCGCAACUGCUCUCGCACCAACCGCAUCACCAGCAGCCGCACCAGCAACAGAGGCAGUCGGUUCUCAUGUCGAUGAACCGAUCGCACAGAUCUCCUAGUCCGCCCAACGUUGGAUCUGGGCAAGGAUCUGGCUCGCUGUCGAUGCAGCAGCAGCAACACGCUUACGCCAGCAACGGACACCAUCACCAGCAGCAGCAGCAGCAGCAGCACGGCUACCGUUACCAGUCGGUCGGCGAAUCGGCCGCGGCCGGCGCCAACGUGUUCCAGCAUCACCAGCAUCAUCAGCAUCAUCAGCACGCUCAGCCAAUGAAAGCACAGCAGCGGGUAAUGGAGAGGUCAUUGCCGCCACUGCCUGCUCUGACUCCUGUCCCAGGGAUUUCCCCCAAUCAUCACUUGGAAGCCGGAGCCUCGCCGGCCGAAGGCGCUCACCCACAGCACGGCCUGGCGGUCGUCGACAGGACGGGCUCUAGCGGAAAUGUCGGGCCCGUCGCUGCUUUCUUCGACCUGUGCUCGUCGUCGAGCAGCAGCAGUUCAAGCAGUUCGAGUAGUCAUCCAGGAUCGAGUAGUGGCGAAGACGGAAGUCACUCGCCCAUCGACCCGGCCGUGGCCGCCGGCCGCCUCUUGCCGCUCAAAUUGCGACACAAAACCCACCUGGGCGAUAGGGACGUCACGGCCGCAACGGCUUCUGCCGCCGCUGUUCUCCUGACGCUGAAUGAGAUCAAACACGAGCCGGAAGGCAUCGAUGACAGUCCCUCGGCGGUGGAGUCGACGGUGGAGAACGUGACGUCCGAGAUGAACAACAACGUCAGCGAUCAUCACAGCCAAGUCCAUCACCAUGGCCUUCAUCACCACCCAGAGCACCACCACCACCACCACCACCCGCAACCUCACCUACAAUCACACCCGAACCCCCACCCGCACCAACAGCUUCACCAGCACCAAAGUGGCCGGCGUUCGACCGAGUCGAGCGACGACCGCGAUUCGGGAAUCUCAUCCGGCGGCGAUUGGUCGUUGCCGCGCAGCUCGUCGCGAUUCAGCAGCAGCAGCAGUGGGAGCACAGCCAGCGUCACUGGCAACCACGGCAACAACCCCGCUCAUUCGUACCAGCCACUGCAACAACAACAGCAGCAGCAACAACAACCUGCUUCGAAGCGGAUGCGAAUGAGCUCCAAUUCACCCCCCAUCCAGCACCACGCGCAACAGCAGCAUCAGCAAGCUGUGCAGCGGCGCUUCGUGGGUUCACGAGUCAACCAACAGCAGCAGCAGCAGCAGCAGCAGCAGCUGAUGGGCAACCAAGAGACGGAGGAGGAAGAAAACGAUGCAGCUUCUGGAAUCAAUCACGAACGGUUGGUGAUCGUUGGCGGCAACGAGUCGUCGGACGAGAACAACGAUGAACUUCGUUCGCACAUCGCCCGGCUCGCCUCCGAACUGGAGUCGCUCAAAACAAUGAUGCUCGGCACUGGAUCGGCCUCCACCAUGAGUUCGUCGUCGGCCAUGAGGACCAACAAAACCAACAGCACCAGCAACUUUCGGCUCCAUUGAACGCAAAAUCCACCAUCUCCUUGCAAAUAUAUAUGAGGGGGCAAAAGGACAUGUCGACCUAGUCGGUUAUACCUAAACAGUAAACAAGUUCUGUCCACCAAAUGACGACACAAAAACGCAAACACGAAACACACACAAAAAAUAUGGAAACUGACAUCAUUGUCAUUUUGCCAUUGGGGGCCAUACAAAAUUACACUUAAAAAAUUGGGCUCGCGUCAGGCAAGACUUAACGACUUUGGGCGUACCAGAAAAAAAAAAUGGUUCGCUCAAUAGGAGUGUUAUCCCAUUCGAUCAGAUUUCCAUUACGUUAAUACGUUAUUUCUUAUUUGCGUUACAUAUAGUUAUACACUUCCCUCAAACUCUCAAUCGACAAAAAAAUAAAAAUGAUUGUACUAUACGAAAUGUAUUAUGAAAAAGCUCUCGGAUUCAAUCCGCCAAAUUAAGAUUUCAUUUCGAAAAAUAACAAAGAAACCAAAAACAUUUCAAGACAAGAAAAAAAGCAAAAAAUUUGGGAAAUUGUUGCGAGAAAUGAAAGAAAAAAAAACUAACAAACAAAACGAGCGAUUUAAACUUCCCUGCCUGUCUAUAUAAAAUAAACAUUUGUUUAGCAUUCGACCCUAUAUUAUUCCCUCGGUUCAAUCAAUUUAUCGUGAUCGAAUUCGUCGAAUUGUUUUUUUUUGUUUCUUUUUUUUAAAUUUAAUUAUUAAAUCUCUAUUCUUUUAUACAAAUUUCAAAAUACCUUCUUCACAUACACUUAUUAUGUAUUCAGCGUGUACGUAUAAAUUGCCUCAAUGUCACUGCUACAGUAGUCAUUGCAUUUUUUUGCGAAUUGCUCAAAUCGUUCGCUAUAUCAUGGCAAGAAAACGACAAUAGCAGAACCCGUGUUGGGGAAAGCUAUACAAAAAAUAAAGAGACAGAAAAAAAAAACAUCAUUUCUCCUUUCGAAAUUCCCUGCUCCAAGAUGAACCCGGGAAAUUUUUUGAACGAAUCGCUCUUGUUUGUAUUAUUAAAAACAUCUUGCAUGACGAACGCUUGCAUUUUUUGCGCUUCGUAUUGUACAUGUAUAGUUUCGGUUAGCAGAUUUCUAAAGGUUUGUUUUGAUGUCCCUCACCUCUUCAUUUCCCUCCCUUAAUCAUCAUUAGCCGCGGUUCAGUUUGCGUUUGUUUUGUUGCUGGAACUUUCAUUGUUAUUACUACACAUACUACGUGAUCUUCUUUAUAUUACCCCAUCGACUGUUGGGCCAUCGGUUGGCCGGGCGCAAACAGCCCCUUUUUUUGGUCUUGAGUUGAUAUAAUUGAUACAUAGUAUAUAUAUAUUAUGUCACCAUUUCGAUGAUGUUAUUAUUGCCCGUUUCGCCUUCAGUCUCCGGUCGUGCUGGACCAGCAUGAAGUGUCAUGUGCGUUACGUCUAUCGUCCAUCGUAUCAUUCGCCGUGAGGUAAUGGUAACGGUGAUGCUGACAAAGCAGACGAUAUAUGAUGUCGUGGAUGUGCGUUAAAUUGGUUGUCUUUCUUGUUUCGAUUCCAAUCCCUCCUCUCCUACCAGAAAAUUUCUAAAUGAAAUCAAUGCCGAGACUUGAGAUAUGUAUAACUAAUAUACUUGUACUACACUGUGCACUCUGCAUAUCAGUGAUGAUGGCGGUGUGCACUUCGAUGCUAUUUACAACACUUUUGAAUGUGACACACUAUUCUUUUAUUAGACGUUAAUCCCUACAUGUGUAACACACAGACUCAAAAUCAGGCAAAAUCGCGCUGAACCCACACCCAUGCGUAUGUUGUAUGUAGGCCUAUGAUGGUCUCGAUAAUAUGAAGAAAAAAACUUGUGUGAUGACACUUAAUGUGACUGAAAGUGAUUUUUGUGCAAAAUUGUGGUAAUUUCAUAUGAGACAAAGAAAAAACAAACAUAUGAUAAUAUGAUAAUGAUAAUAACAGAUGGUUUGGCUUUAUUGUAAACUAUUAAGUCUAAAUGUACAAUAAACCGUAUUACUUGGUUAUCAA
Daphnia pulicaria is the source of this 4968-nucleotide messenger RNA. Its product is annotated as TPR-containing protein DDB_G0280363-like. Bases 601 to 2973 code for a protein of 790 amino acids. Gene Ontology annotation, molecular function: DNA binding; DNA-binding transcription factor activity. Lineage: Eukaryota; Metazoa; Arthropoda; Branchiopoda; Diplostraca; Daphniidae. The record is from RefSeq and is a predicted model, not a curated record. The transcript is spliced from 2 exons. Gene Ontology annotation, biological process: circadian rhythm; regulation of DNA-templated transcription. Gene Ontology annotation, cellular component: nucleus.